AUGAUCCCAUCGUUAAACUCAAAAAGUUGCAUCAUCAUCAGUGACUCUUUGAGUGCCCUCUCGUCCAUCUCAAAUCCCUACCCUAAAAACGAACUUGUUCAGCUUAUACAUAAACUUAUAUCUGAAAUAAAUAGCACUAUAUGUUUUAUGUGGGUUCCCUCACAUGUUGGCUUACCCGGAAAUGAAAAAGCAGACAAGUUGGCUUACGUAGCCAUUAUGUCUCCUCUCUCCACAAAUAUUAAUCUUCUAACCUUAUCCGAAACUUUCAACAUCAUUCAACACAAACCAAUGGAAGAAUGGCAGAAAUUCUGGUCAAACCUCCACCUCUCCAAAAAACUUAGAAAUAUAAAACUGUUCGUCCAAAAACUAAAAUAUCCUCCCAACAUCAAGAGAAGAGAGGAAGUAAACAUUACCCGAAUUAAAAUAGGUCACUCUCUUUUAACCCACGCCCACCUCAUCACAAAAGAACCAGCACCAAUAUGUAACACAUGCAAUGAGACAAAAACAAUAGAACACAUUGUUAUUAACUGUCACAAAUACACUGAAGCCCGCAAGAUCCUCAACAACCCUCUCACACUUUACCAAGCACUCAACGCAAAAGCACAGCAAUCAUCACAUUUUUAA
Molecule: messenger RNA, 624 nt
Organism: Cinara cedri
Lineage: Eukaryota; Metazoa; Arthropoda; Insecta; Hemiptera; Aphididae
Source: the annotation of a GenBank genome assembly